UUUAUAGUGGAAACGUAAAACUGCACCCUCCAUUCAAAAUUCUUUGCUCUUAGAGUGAUUUGCGGGAGCUGACAUGGCAGGCCAUUUAGGCGAGGUUUUCCUCUUCCCUUUUCUCGAACCGCAAUAGUCCUUCUCCCUUUUCCUUUCCCCUUCCCACAACGAAUUCCUUCCUUCGAUUUUCCUUUCUCCCUGCGCCAUUCCGGAGAACCCAAUUAUGUGAAUCACCACCCCAAUUCUUCGGCUCCACUCCUCAUUGUCAAAGUACAUACUCCUUACAUUCAUCGAUCGAUUCCUUAAAUCUCUAACAACACAGCCACAUCGCCGGUGGCGCCGUCAGGAACCCCCUUCGAGGAGAAAUCGCGAUCUUUCAGUUUUGCUGGUGGGUUUCCCUUCCUUAGUAUGUCCUUGAUUUCAAUGAUUUUUUCGAAUCUCUUCCUCUUUUUCUCGAUCUCACUCUAUCCUUGUCUGUGGCAACAAGAUGCCCCCGCGAUGAGAACUGCGGCGGGAACUAAUUGUGUCUUUUACGGUUUUAUUUUUUGCCUGUUAUCUUUGUUGCACCACGGUGACCAAGGGUUUAACAGGGACCAGAGUUAUGGGUUUUGUCGUAUUGUUUCAUGGUGAUUGAGUUGUAGAGAUGAAGGGAGAAUAGCAUCCUUGGUGGACUGUGGAUCUCAAACCCCUUAAGUUUCACCCUGGCAUUUUCUAUUAAGCAAAGUUUUCUUGAGUUAUGUGUUGGUAGAUCAUUGGGUUGGGUUAUGGAACUAGCAAAUGGUUUUCCAUGAAUUCACUGAAAUUCGCUUUGGCUUUAGGCUGUAUAUUGUCGAUUAGAAAUUCGAAACUAGCAAAUGUUUUUUCUUCCAUUUUUGGCUGCAGAAAUUUUAUGGAUUUUUUCCUGAUGGGUUUCCCUAGAUAUGGAAGUCAUGUUGGUCAAGUCACCAGAUUGAUUUUAACUCUAAAUCUGAUAAACUAGAUCGCAGACCACGUUGGGAGGUAUAUUGUGACCAUGAUGAGCAAUGGUGCAAGAAUGCUAAAACGGUAGUUAAGCGGUUUGGAUGAAGCUGGAAGGAUGGAUCAGUUAGUGCUUCUUAGGUAGAAGGUUGUUCUUCGAUUUGAUGGGGAAUAACACAAAGAUGCAAUAGAGAUAUACAGAUUGUUGCUAUCACUUAUUCAUGUACAACGUGAUUUAUAUGUACUCCUUUUCCAAACAGUAUGUUUGAUUUCCAUGUAAAAAGGUUAAUCGUAGGAUCCAUUUCUACAUUUUCAAGGAAGUGCAGUGGGGCGCUUAGAGGCUAGAGCUGGUACCAUGUAGAUUUCUAUGUCAGAUGCUGCUUAGACCUGGUGGUUAAGUUGUUGUAUGCUACCUUUAUCUCAUGUUUCCUCUUUCAAAUGUCACCUCUAUUAUGCUUUACCGCCUUAACUUUUGUUCAUUUUGUUGAUUUAAGUUUUGGCGGGCCAAGGAGCCCUGUGGUAGAAUUGCCAGUUUAGUUUGUGACGCCAGAGAAUUUGAGAAACAUUGGGAAAUUUCAGAGAAUUUGGUCACAAUUGGGUAUGAACGUUACUUUGCAUUGUUUCUUUAUAUGAUUGAUAUUAUGUUAUUAUGGUGUUUGUUGGUGCUUCUUUGUUGAUCAUCUUGCUCAAUAUUAUUGUUCCGUUGGUUGUGGUCCCCUAAAAAUGUGUUGUGUUUCCUUUGUUGGUUGUCAGAUACUAGAUCCAACUUACUUUGAAGGAUGCAACUGGAGAUGUCCCUUUCAUUCUCUUGGCUCAUAGGUACCCUUAUAGAUCAGGGCAACUACAUUAGAGUUGGGCACACUUUAUGGCCAGUUUGUCAAGUUUGAUGUUAAGAUGCAAAUGUUGGAAUCUAAUGGCGUGUCAACUGGUGAGUUCAAAGUAUUCCGGGUUAUUCCUCAGCAGAAUCAUGAGAUUCAGACAGAUGUGUCCCAUGCGAGCCAUGGCAAUAUGGAUAGGUCCCAGAUUUCUCUGCCUUUUCAGAGCGAUGACAAUCAAUCUGGAACAAUUUUGGCCUCGACACCAUUGAAAUUGACAGCUGGACAUGAUCCUCCCCAUCAAGGGGAAAGAAAAAGUUUCUGCCUUUCUGGUCCGUUGUUUGUUGAGAACACCAAGCCUACUUUCCAUAUUAGUCAGUUAGAUGAAAGGUCGCUCAGCCAACCUCAUGGGGGAUUGUCCAUUAAUGAAAAAUUACAAGUCCUGGAAAUAUGUGUCCUAGGAGCAAUCAGGAAGGGCAGCUCAAGCGUUUCAUUCAAUGAUAAUAGUCAGGGUUGCUUUUGAGAAACUGUUAUGUAAUGGCUCGGGAGGUUAAUGCCAGAUGUGUGAUGUUUGUGAACAAGUAUUGUAUAUAACGAAAGUGAUGUUAUCACAUCCAGGCACCAUGUAUAAUGUAUAUGCAAACUAAUGUAUGGUGCCUUGGCGAACAUGUGCCAACUAUAGCCUAUUUAGUCUAUAAUAUGGCAUGAAUGGUUGUUCUAUUUAUUAGAUGCUUGGUGGAUUUCUUUAUGUGAAUAUUUGUACACCAACAGUGUACUUAUGAUGUGGUGUGAUCACAUUCAAACCUAUCCGAUAACAGAUUUAUGUGAUAAAUGGCUAAAUGCCUAAAUAUCAAAUACCCAUGCAUGUUGAGCAUAGAUCAAUCCAUGCCUCAACAGAGUAUGAAUGUAAAAUAUCUAUCUUAUAAAACUACAGGCCACUGCAUACCGUCUCAAAUUUAUCCUAAGCAAUAACUUUGAUCCCUAAUUCCAUUUCCAGUUAUGUUAAUUUCGGGUACGACAAAAUAUUUUGCUCUGGCAACCGAAGCUCUACCAUGCCCAGAAUAUGUAAUCUCUUGCCUACAACUUGAAACACCAAACUAUAAAAUGAAAAUAUGCCAUGUUUGGAAUUCUGGAUUUUAGUUGGCAUGUUCUUCGUUCAAAGUUUUGCAGAUACAAAACUUUAUUGAGUCGAAUCGAUCAAUAAUUGUGAACUUUCGGAGAGUGGUGGAAAUUCAAAAGUCGGUCUUCAAGGUUCUUUCGUGACAAACAAGUUUUUUCGUUUAUUUAUUAUUGGAUCGAAGGAAGAGAAAGUGGAACAGAUGGAUGUUGGGAUUUUGUCUAUUAAUUAUUGGGGGUUGCAAACGGAGAAGAUAAGCCACAAAAUGAGGGUAAAUUUAAUUUGUUAUAACGUAUAUACUAUAUAGUACGCGGGCAUGUUUGAUGUGAAAAAUACUAGAGUGAUAGGUUUAAUAAAAAAGAAAAUGAAACAAGUUAUAGACAAAUCAUUAGCUUUGACUCGAAGACGAUGACCCGCUUCUUCGUGGGAGAAAGGAAUUCAUGCGGUGCCGCCAGAGAUCUGAAGAGCAAAGACGAAAAAGAUACACCACGAGUUCGUGAAUGGAGACUGUGAAUUAAAUCAUCAAAUCACGAACUUGGGGCUAAAUAAAAGGAUAGCAUGUUAGUUAGAUGAGUGAUUAUAUAGAAUUUGCUAAUUGUGUACAUCUAUAGGAGAUCUACAGCGUCGGCUUAGGAAACAAUGAAUCGAAGAGAAAGAAGAAGAUAUAGACUCUUUUAUCAACCACUAAUUGAGUGUAUGGGGUGGAUAAACUAUGUAUUCAUUUCACUUUUCCUUUUAAAAAAAUUCAAUAAAAAUUAAAAACAGUAGCGUAAUUUUGGUGGGUUUUUAUUCAACUUUUGCCAUCUUCAAGGUUCUUUCGUGACAGACAAGUUUUUGCGUUUAUUUUUCGGGUUGAAGGGAGAUAAAUUAAAGCGGAACAAAUGGAUGAUGAGAUUGUGUCUAUUAAUUAUUGAAAGUUGCAGAAGGGGAAGAAGCCACAAAAUGGGGGUAAGUUUAAUUUGUUAAAAUGUAUUAUACUAUAUAGUACGGGGGCAUGUCUGAUGUGAAAAAUAGUAGAGGGAUAGAUUUAAUAACAAAGUAAAAUGAAACCAGUUAUAGCUCAAUCAACAGGCUUUGACUCGAAGACGAUGACCCGCCUCUUCAUGGGAGAAAGGAAUUCAUGUGAUGUCGUCAGAGAUCUGGAGAGCAAACAUGAAAAGUAUACACCACGAGUUCGUGAAUGAGGACUUUGAAUUAAAUCAUCAAAUCACAGGCUUGGGGCUAAAUAAAAGGAUAUGAGGUGAGUUAGAUGGCUGAUGAUAUAAAAUUUGCCAAUUCGGUACAUCUACAAGAGAAUCGUAGGGGAAGAAGAAGAUAUAGACUCUUUUAUUAACAACUAAUUGAGUUCAUGGGGGUGGAUAAACGAUACGUUCAUUUCUAUUUUCCUUUUAAAUAAAAUAAGACUAACAAGUUCAUUAAAAACUAAAAAUUGUAUCGUAAACUUUGGUGGGUUUCUAUUUAACUUUUGAAGCUUGUUCCUUUAGUUUCAGUCCUAAUCAGAUUAUUUAAAGCUAUCAUUCUACUAAAAUAUUUUUAUUUUUAUUUUCCGUUGCAUUGUUGUAAUAUUUUGACCAAAUCAUGUUAGUAAGUUAAAUGAUAUAUUAAUUGAAUUAAUAUAAUAGUCACACUCUUUCGGCACACUCAAAUUAAUAUAAUGAAUUUUUCAUAUCCGGGCAAAAGCAGGCUAAAACGGGUUGACAACCUUUGAUAAUUUGAUAUUCAAAUAUUCUAAAAAUUUUGGGUUCAAAUUUUUAUGAUUGAGUCGAAUUAAUCAAUAAUUUGACUCUCAGAGAGUGGUUGAAAUUCAAAAGUCGGUUUUCAAGGUUCUUUCGUGACAGACAAGUUUUUGCAUUUAUUUAUUGUUGGUUCGAAGGAACAGAAAGCGGAACAGAUGGAUGAUGGGAUUGUGUCUAUUAAUUAUUGGGAGUUACAAACGGAGAAGAUUAACCACAAAAUGGGGGUAAAUUUAAUUUGUUAAAACAUAUAUACUAUAUAGUAUGCAGACAUGUUUGAUGUGAAAAAUAGUAGAUGGAUAUAUUUGAGAAAAAUGGAUAAUAGAGUGACAAUUUAUGC
Messenger RNA from Linum trigynum, 4953 nucleotides. The record is from the annotation of a GenBank genome assembly. Lineage: Eukaryota; Viridiplantae; Streptophyta; Magnoliopsida; Malpighiales; Linaceae.